GACGGACUUCAGUUUGCGGAGGCUUCACUCCCGCGCGGCAUGAUCCUUGUAGUUCGAUUAGCAAAGCUGUUGCAGUUGGCCGCGAGUUGGUAUGGAACCAGGAUGACGCGGCGGCGCGAUUUAGGAAAUCCUGACCUAGACGCGAUUCUGGAUGAAGACCCAAGAGGUGCUGAAGAGAGAGCCGCAAACCUCGGUGAGGAUGACGAACGCGGCGCUGUUCAGGAACUAGUCGAGGAAGGUGAAGAGUCAGACGAGUUCGACGGGAUGUUUCCUAGGUGGCAAAGAGUGCUGCUUGGCACCAUUGACGGGACUAUCCACGACCUUGGGCAGCGAGCGGCUUCUAACUUCUCAAUGUCGUGGGACCAAUUGGCCGACAUGGCAGAAAGGAUGUACGAAAAUCCGCUGGCUCCUCUUGCGAACGCUACGGCAACCGCGGCGAGCGCAGCGACAAGUGCGGGUCGAGUCACUCUCCAAGGAGGUCAACAAGUGCUUUCGCGACUGCGUCGGUGUCGUUGCUGUUGCGCUUGCUGCACAGUCUUCGUCUUCUCGCUGUACCUCUUUGCUUCGCUGGCUGCAGUCGGAUAUCAGAUGAACAUGGCUGGCAGAGGCGCUAUUGAUUUGGCGGGUGGUCACCCUUAUCAUUAUGGGUCGGGAGGUGGAGCAGUAGGCAGGAAUCAUUUUGGGGCUUCUUAUCCUGUGGCCGGCGUUGUGUUUCCCUCAAUUGAAGACCAAAUGGGCAUUGCGGUCGCAGGGUCUUCUGCCUUCGAUGCUGCUUCAGUUUUUGAUGAGAGCCUGCUGUCUUUGCAUCAGGGACUUUACAGUGAAAGCGAGCGAGUGGAUCCUGGCAGCAGCAUUUCGUCUACCCACAGACGUAGGAACUCGAAAAUCUCUGAUACCAGCAGAGUGCUUCCAAGAACUGACCACGGCGUCCCGCAAACCGUUGCAGCAUCAUGGCAACUCUUUCAGAGAGGACAUGAGCAAGGCAGUGCAGAUGGAGUGAUCAGUCCAGAUUAUCUAAGUGAUACCGGAGUGCCACCGAAAUAUGCUGAACACGGAACACCGCAGCCAACAUAUCAGCACGGAAAAGAUGUCCUCUCUGACCUCAAAGACGCUACGAUUACUCACAAUCCAGAACGAGUAGUACGUUCCACCUCGGAUUUCGCUGCUUCCAGAGGACGUAGGCCCUCAUUUAACGAGGAUCAGUGGGUCUGGAAGCGUGAUCCUUCGGACGCACCACGCGUGCUGCACACACUCGAUGGCGACUUCACUGUGCAAGGACCUUUUCCUAGUGAUUACGUGUUUCCGAGGGUAGGAGCCGACGAAAGCGGAGGAUUAAGCUACCACGCUGACGCUCAGCCCCCUGAUUGGCACAAACAUCCGAAUUUUAGACUCCCUAAUCGCGACAGUUCUGGACUGAACCUUGUCGUAGAAGAACUUCGAGAACACAUCGAGAAAGACAGAAGAAAUUUGCAGAGGACCACGUCUGAUAUUGUACAAAAAGAAGAAGAACAGCAACAGCGUCGUGAGAAAGUAGGCCU
Amoebophrya sp. A25 is the source of this 1538-nucleotide messenger RNA. Lineage: Eukaryota; Dinophyceae; Syndiniales; Amoebophryaceae. The record is from the annotation of a GenBank genome assembly.